This is a messenger RNA of Drosophila takahashii, 2048 nucleotides long. Its product is annotated as gastrula zinc finger protein XlCGF57.1-like. Gene Ontology annotation, biological process: regulation of transcription by RNA polymerase II. The record is from RefSeq and is a predicted model, not a curated record. Lineage: Eukaryota; Metazoa; Arthropoda; Insecta; Diptera; Drosophilidae. Gene Ontology annotation, molecular function: RNA polymerase II cis-regulatory region sequence-specific DNA binding; DNA-binding transcription factor activity; zinc ion binding. Gene Ontology annotation, cellular component: nucleus.
GUAGCGUACACAUCUCUAAAGCAAAAUAACAAAACAUGCAAUUUUUUAGAACAAAUUGUUUGGUUUGGAAGUAACUUAAUAUUAAAAAAAUAAUAAUAAUUGGCGGUAGCUGUAAGUCCACUCGAAAGGGGAAUCAUUUAUGUGUCCGCCUGUAGGGCGAGAAACAAACUAAAGUACAAAAAAAGAAAGAGCCAUGGGAUCGACAGUAUGCCGUGUCUGCUUAGCAAAUUCCGACGACAUGGUCAAUAUAUUUGAAGAGACAGCGGGAGUUUCCAUUGCGACUAUGAUAUACGAGUGUACAAGGUUUAAAGUUGUGAAAGGUGACCGAUUUCCACAAAACAUUUGCAAAUCCUGCCUGCAGGAUGCAAAAACUGCAUUCAAGAUGAAGAAAACCUACGAAAGGAGUCGCCAGAUCUACUGCCAAUUAAAUAAGGAUUCAUUGAAGGACGACUUACUGGAGGAGGAAGUGUGCGAAGUGUCGGAUUCCGAGAAUGAGGAUUCAAACAUUUAUGGAGAAGUUCUUGACCAUGUUGAACAAACAAUAAUAAAAGUCGAGGAUCUCGAUAAGGAUUCUUUAGAGGAAGGUUUGUCCAAAGUUUCGGAUAGCGAGAACGUGGAAUCCAACUUUGAUGGAGAAGCUCUUGACCCUGUUGAGUCUGCAAAAGAAGAUGGUUGUGAGGAGCCACUUAUAGCAGUGAAAAACGAACCACUCGAAGACACUUUCGAUGAAGAAUUCAGUCCCAUUUCAGAGAGCGAUUUCGAUCAGUGCGACAGCCGAGUGGCGAUCGAGAAAAUGGAAGAUGAAUACCAAGAAAGUGAUCACGGUUCCGGAAAUAGCGAAGCUAAGGUUUAUAGUCCGCACAAAUGCUCCCAUUGUCCGAAAAUAUGCAUAUCUGAGAAACAACUCAAGAGACACUUGCUAUCCCACACAGCACCGGACCUUCGGUGCUCCCUUUGCUCUAAGCUUUUUUCAAGUCGUGUGAAGCUUGAAAGACAUUUAGCUGUCCACAAACGAGAACGACCGUACAAGUGUUCCCAAUGUCCAAAGACCUUCAAAACGAAUGGACAUCUGGAAACACACAUGAAAGGCCACACAGGAGUACAACAUUUUAGGUGUACCCACUGUAAAAAAACGUUUUUGGAAGAUGCCAAAUUACAAAAGCAUAUGCAAACCCACAAAAGAGAACGACGUUUUCAGUGCUCGCUUUGCUCAAUGUCUUUCGGACAAUCUGCUCAUCUUUCAAGACAUUUUAUUACCCACACAGGAGAACGACCGUUCAAGUGCCCCCAAUGUCCAAAGCGGUUCAGCCAGAAGUCAAAUCUCAAGGUACACGUUCUACUCCACUCAGAUAAUCGGCCGUUCGGGUGCUCCCAAUGCUCCAAGUCUUACGCGUUCAAAUCACAGCUUCAGACCCACCAAAAAAAGCACUCAGAAGCACAUUUUAUAUGUUCUUUCUGCCGAAAAACUUUUUUACAAGAGGACAUUUUUCAAGAACAUUUGCUUACGCACAAGGGAACGCGACGUUUUCAGUGCUCUCUCUGCGUCAAGGCUUUUACAACUGCUGGCAAUCUUCAAAGACACUUUGUUGUCCACUCAGGAGAACGUCCGUUCAAGUGCUCUCAAUGUCCAAAGGCCUUUCUUCAGAACGCCACUCUGGGCGCACACAUGCGAAUCCACACAGACUCCCAGGGAGAAAAGGAAAAUAAUGGCAGCGCAAGGAAGAAAAGGAAGGAAAAGGAGGAAAAGGAAGUAGGGAGGCUGCGUCAAAGAUCCUCCCGGGCCACCAGAAACUCUCGUCUCAGAUCCAGAUCAGAAUCUCAGUAAUCCGAAUGGGAGAGAAAAUACAGAAGACAUUGUCACCCGUCAAGGAGUCGGAAUCGCAGGAGACAUCGACAAAGGAGUCCUUAUCGACCGAUCCCAACCAAAUAAAAUAUUUUUACGAUAUUAAUAGAGACGUUACUAUUAAUGAAUAAAUAAUAAUAAAACAACAAAAUACAUGGGAAUUUAGUAAACAGGUUUUCUACAAUUUUAAUUCUUAAAUACUAUU